UCGUGCGGCGUAGACGCGGUUGUUUGAGUGGGGUGCUUGUUGUGCUCGCGGUAUCAGCUGGUACGCUUUAUUGGACCAUCUGUGACGCAGUGUCGCAGUUUGGGCUGAUGGUAAUAGGCGUUUUGCAAUGGAUUUCAAGUGUCCGCUCUGUGAGGCGUACUUUUUAAGUAAGGAGUUGCUAGACAAGCAUGUAAAGGAUGCACACACGACGUACUAUUACGACACGUACCUAGUGGUACCUCUUGUCUUGAAUGAUCUUAGCACGAUCGGUACGACGACCGCCGUUGUUACCACCGCGCCUGUGCCGGGAGGAACCGAUGCGACGCUGGAGAUGGAGGACGAUGGGUGUUGCUGUGGUCUGUGUGACUGUGACUGUGACUGUUGUGACUGUGGCGAUUGUGGCUGCGGGCUAUGUGAUUGCGAUUGCUCCUGUUCUAUCAUGUGAGCCGGUUGGCAUUCCCCCGGAUCUGCGAGCGCCACACUUCCUAUCGCUUCCGGUGAUCUGCUGAUGAUUAAGCCUAACGACGGUCAGCCACGGCCAGUGGUGGUGCUGUUAUGUUUGAUAAGACCCUCGAUAUCCGGGUGCCAUGUAAAACAUCGUACAACAGAAAUGGUGCAGGUCCCUUUUAAGAGAAUGCUCUCCCAACUGUUUACCUCAAUUGAGUGCAUUCAACGAGAAGCCAUUAAACGUGUUCAUCUAUUUUAAGCGAGGAGAUUGUAGGGACGCGUUGAAGAAGGUAUUUAAAAUCGGGUGGAUUUCUGGUUAAAUGAUUAAGCAACGAUUGAUUGAAGAAAGAUCAAUCAGUUUCAUCCACUAUUGCCAUUAUUUGGGAUUAUUUUUAUAACUUUGUGUUAAAUAAACAUCCAUA
Molecule: messenger RNA, 869 nt
Organism: Anopheles darlingi
Lineage: Eukaryota; Metazoa; Arthropoda; Insecta; Diptera; Culicidae
Exons: 2
Coding region: 128-445 (105 amino acids)
Source: RefSeq, a predicted model, not a curated record